UCGAUUCUUUGCUGGUCGCUAGAAAUCCUGAUCUGAAAUAUCUGCGUAUUUCUUUAAAUAAAAAAUGAAUGAAAAUGAAAAUGGAAAUAUCUGGGAGCCGAUAAGGCUGCCGCGUCCUCCCUCUCUCCUGCGGUCCUGCUCCCGUAUCUUCUUCCGCCGCCGUUCUCUGGUGUAGGCUCUGUCGUCGUUAUCCUUUUCUUCCCUUUGAUUUUUAUCCAGUCAAUCCUAUCCUACCGCCGCGUGCAGGUGUCCAUCUCGUGGAGAUUUUUUCUUCCACACGUGGCACAUGCUCUCCUCGGUUGCUGCUGUUGUUCUCUAGUCCAUGAACCUGCCGCACUUAUCCCCUCCGCUCUCUCUGAUUUUCUAUCAGCCGCUCGGUCUCUGCUUCUUCUUGUGCGCACCGGUCGCCGGGUCAUCUUCCACCUCCGGCCGUGGAGCUCUCACGGCCAUCUCCUGCCCCAGCCGAAGUCCCAUGGCGCGGCUCUCUGCUCGGCGCUUGCUUCUCUUCCUCCCCUGCGCAGAGCCGCGUCCUGCUCCUCCGGUGCUUCUCCCUGCACGCCGGAACUCGCCCAGUUCGCCGUGGUUGCCGAGCUCGGCCCUGCCCAUCUCGUCCAUGUCACCGCCGUCCUCAAGCUCGGUCUUCUCCCUGCUCCUUCGAUUCGGUGCCGCGCGCAGUUCCCACGGUGCCCUGUGUCUCUCUGGUGUUUCCUCCCUGCGCGUCCGAAAUUUCCUUGCUGGCUGGCGCUUGGUCCAUGCUCCACUAUGUCGUGCUGUUUCUCUGCACGCGUCAAGCUCACGCGCUGAAUCCAACCCCAUGUUGACGCGUUCAUGUUUCAGCUUGUCGUGCCGCGUCGUCAUCACUUUCUGUCGCGAGCUCGAUUCCCGUUGUCAUCGGGCUUUGUGCGUACUCGUGUUUGCCGUCGAGUCGUUGAACCCGUCAUCCCCUGCUCAACCCUAUCCCGCCAGCUCGCUCCAGAUACAAUCUCGUCAUCGUCCCGCGCGUCAUCAAGAAUCCCAAGAAUCGGGUGAAGACGAAGCUAGCAGCGCGAUAUUCCCUAAGCGCUCGACAAAUUGCCUGUAUCAGAAAAUCGCUACCGAUCUCAUGGAUUCGUGGCAGCUGUUGAAACGGUACGUUAAUUAAUCGCGUAAUGCGGAAGACAAGCCAAGUCGACUCCAAGCGCGGGCUAACCCGCAGGAUGAUGCAGAUGGAUAACCCGAUCAAGUACCAAGACAAAGGCUGCUCGUCAAGCGAACGUCACCUAACAACACUAACCUAGUGUUACUCAGGCAAGCCCCGGUGCAUGCAACCCCUUUCCUUGUGUUUUUAAAUACUUUUCGCACACUUUAAGUCUAGUGAAAUGUGCAUUAAG
Zea mays is the source of this 1370-nucleotide messenger RNA. RefSeq lists its product as uncharacterized. The transcript has 2 exons. Bases 323 to 1141 code for a protein of 272 amino acids. Lineage: Eukaryota; Viridiplantae; Streptophyta; Magnoliopsida; Poales; Poaceae. The record is from RefSeq and is a predicted model, not a curated record.